This is a messenger RNA of Pseudonaja textilis, 923 nucleotides long. The record is from RefSeq and is a predicted model, not a curated record. Lineage: Eukaryota; Metazoa; Chordata; Lepidosauria; Squamata; Elapidae.
UUGAGCCACCCUCCUACUCUACUCAUGAGGAGCUGCGGGGUGGGGUGUGGGGAAGAAAGGUCCCAACAAAGAAAGAGCGUGUUUGGAGGAGCUGGUAGGAGGUAGGAUCCUGCCUCAAACUUUCGGUUAAGUUUCCUUUGGUUUCGUUCCGAUUCGGAUUUUUCCCGAUCGUUUUCGGGAGCGGAGGCGCUGUUCCGAACUUUCCCGGAGGAUCAAGCCUUUUUUUGCACAAGCUGGCAGAAAAACUUCAAAUCCGGCAGAAGCAACGCCAGUGUCAAGGGAGACACAGAGUUCUGGUUCUUGAACUUCUGGUCCCAUUCAUGGGUCCAAAUAAAAGAGUGGAUUUGAAAAUCAUUAUUAUUGGAGCUUUGGGGGUAGGAAAAACCUCUCUUCUCCAUCAGUAUAUUCACAAGAGAUUUUAUGAAGACUAUCGCACCACUCUGGGAGCUAGUAUUUUGUCCAAAGUUAUGGAAGUAGACCACACACCACUGAAAUUGCAGAUUUGGGACACUGGAGGCCAGGAACGGUUCCGGUCUAUUGUGUCUACAUUCUACAAAGGUUCAGAUGGUUGCAUGCUGGCUUUCGAUGUCACAGAUAUGGAUUCUUUUGAGGCCUUGGAUGUUUGGAGGAAAGAUUUUCUUCAGAAAGUCAACUCUACAGAGCAAGGCUUCCCAAUGGUUGUUCUGGGAAACAAAAUUGAUCUGAAAGAUCGACAAGUGUCCAAAGAGGUGGCUUCAUCCUGGUGCAAGGAGAAGGAUGUAGCCUAUUUUGAAGUUAGUGCCAAAAACGAUAUUAAUGUGGUGCAGGCUUUUGAGACCUUGACAAGGCAAGCGCUAUCAAGAUAUCAAGGGGUGAUUGAGAACUACCUAACUGAAUCUAUAAAGCUCAGUCCGGAAGAUCAGCCCACAACCAAAUGUUGCUGA